AUGCUCACCAACAAGACGCGCACCGCUCUUGCUGCCGCCUCGAAGCGGCCAUACAUAUGUCAGACGUGUCUGCAUCGAGCUGGGCCGUCCCAAUUGAAUGAGGCGCGCUUUCCCUUCCGCAUCUCAAAUCGAUUCCUGCAGACAGAAAGCCCCUCAGCAGUCCAAAACGAUGGCACCGCGUUUCGCAAACAGCUCAAGGAUGCCGCCAAACAACAGAAGAUGAAACGAGAGCCUGGCUCUGGGAAGAAACCGCAAAAGGGCGGCAAUGCAAAGCUGGAGAAAUGGGAACUCACCGUCGGCAUUGAGAUACACGCCGAACUGAACACGGCUAGGAAGCUCUUCUCGAGCGCUGCCACUUCAGUCAGCGAGACGCCAAACUCGCACGUGGCCCUGUUCGAUGUGGCCUUUCCUGGUAGCCAGCCCCAAUUUCAGACAGAAACGCUGAUGCCGGCCAUCCGCGGCGCCCUCGCCCUCAAUUGCUCGAUCCAACACAAGAGCAGCUUCGACCGCAAGCACUACUUCUACCAGGACCAACCCGCGGGAUAUCAGAUCACCCAGUACUACGAGCCCUUCGCCCGCGAUGGCCAUGUCGUCCUCUACCAUCACGACUUCCCUGCCGGCACUGCGCCCGCGAACUGUCCCAUCACCAUUGGCAUCAAGCAGGUGCAGAUGGAGCAAGACACAGCUAAGACAGUGCAGCAGCCCCCCUCGACCCACCUGCUCGACUUCAACCGCGUCUCCCACCCCCUAAUCGAGAUCAUCACCCUCCCUCAGAUACAUGAUCCUACGGUUGCCGCUGCCUGCGUCCGUAAAAUACAAAUUAUACUCAAGACAGUGAAUGCUUGCACUACUGGCAUGGAGCUCGGUGGUCUGCGCGCUGAUGUCAACGUCUCUGUACGUGAGCGCAGUGGGCAGUCGGAAAGCAGCCACUCGUAUCAUGGUGUGACUGGCCUAGGGCAGCGGACAGAGAUCAAGAACCUGGCCAGUGUGAAAGCGGUGGAAGAGGCCAUCAUCGCCGAGCGAGACCGCCAAAUCGACUUGCUUGAGAGCGGCGGCGCUGUUGAAGGCGAAACGCGCGGAUGGACAUUGGGGAGUACGACGACCAGACGCCUCAGAGGCAAAGAGGGCGAGAUUGAUUACCGUUACAUGCCCGACCCAGAUAUUCCCCCGGUCAUCGUUGCACCAGAAGUUACCCAAUUGCUUCAUGAAUCCCUCCCCAGUCUUCCCGACGAGACGAUAGACAGCCUGGUCCAGAUCUACGGCCUCUCCUCGAAGGAUGCAGGCACCCUCAUCUCUCUCGAUGAUGGUGACCGUUUGGAAUACUUCUUCAAUGUCAUCGGUCCCCUUGCACAGUCAUCUGGAACAGUGAAUGAUGCUGACAAAAUUACCCGUCAUGGCAAAAUAGCUGGGAACUGGGUAUUGAUGGAGCUCGGAAGCCUCUUCAAAGACACCGAGUGGGACGCGUUGCGUGUGGCCCCCAGUCAACUCAUCGCUAUUAUACGCGCACUGCAAUCCAAGCAAAUCACCUCCCGCUCCGCUAAAGCUCUUCUUGCCAGAAAAUUUGACGGCGACGACCGGGAUGUUGAGCAGAUCAUCGUAGAUGAGGAUAUGGUCCUGAAACCCUUGUCUAGGACCGAGUACGAAAGUCUUGCACAAACUUUACUGGACGAGAAACCAGAUAUGGUCAGGGAUAUUGUGGAGAAGGGCCAGAGCAAAAAGGUCAAGUGGUUUGUUGGUCAAAUGAUGGCGAGGGGUGCGGAGGGGAGUGUGGAACCCGAUACAGCGGAAGCGGUUCUGGUGGAGUUGCUCGAGAGGAGAUAG
Dothidotthia symphoricarpi CBS 119687 is the source of this 1821-nucleotide messenger RNA. RefSeq lists its product as uncharacterized. Gene Ontology annotation, molecular function: glutaminyl-tRNA synthase (glutamine-hydrolyzing) activity. The transcript is spliced from 3 exons. Bases 1 to 1821 code for a protein of 606 amino acids. NCBI's taxonomy places the organism in Eukaryota, Fungi, Ascomycota, Dothideomycetes, Pleosporales, Dothidotthiaceae. Gene Ontology annotation, biological process: mitochondrial translation; glutaminyl-tRNAGln biosynthesis via transamidation. The record is from RefSeq and is a predicted model, not a curated record.